ACUUUAGAACUAAGUUAACGUUACAUGCUGCUUACAGUAUGCUUAAACUGACUGCGAUUACUUUGGAGUAGUGAUGGGAGAAAGAAAUGAAGCUUUUCGAAACUUUGUAUCAAUUGAACCAGUUGCUUCAGAAAAUGAUUACAUUUUAUUUGAACCACUCGAAACGCAGUGUUUUGAGUUUGAAAUCGUCCUAUUUCGAGACGAGUAUAUGAUUUCUGUCUGUGUUGUUCCUAAACGUCGUGCAUAAUAUGUACAAAUACACUUAGUUUGUAGCUAAUAGAAUAAAAACAGUCGUUCUAGUAAACUGUUCUAGAGAAUGAGGGGCAUUUUGUAGUGGUUGGUGUAACAGUUAGGUUAAUAUCUCUUGAUCUAACUGCGUUGAACUUUAACACGGUUUCUCAAGUACACAAGUGAAGCAGUAAGGAUGUCCAGUUCAAGAAAAGUGGUCGAGUUGUUCUAUGAUGUUGUUUCUCCGUAUUCGUGGCUGGCAUUUGAGGUGCUGUGUCGCUAUAGAAAUGUUUGGAACAUCGACCUCAAAUUUAAACCGGCAUAUUUAGGGGGAGUCAUGCAUGAGUCAGGAAACCGGCCCCCUGGAAUGGUCCCAAAUAAGUUUCAUUACAUGACCACAGAUCUGAAGCGGCUGUCUGACUAUUUUGGGGUCCAUGUGUCUCCACCUUCAAAUGUUUUUGAGGCAAUGUUUGAGAAAGGCACACUGAAUGCGAUGCGUUUUGUGACAGCUGUAGCAGAGAAGGAAAAAGGGGGAGACAUGCUGGUGGAGAGGGUAUCUAGAGAGCUCUGGAAAAGAAUCUGGAGUACUGAUCAGGAUAUUACCCAACCUGCCUCACUCACUGAGGCAGGAUUAAAGGCAGGUCUCUCAGCCAAUGAGGUGGAGGCAAUUCUGACUCUUUCGAAAUCUCAGCCAAUCAAAGACAAACUGAAGAGUGUCACACAGGAAGCACUGGAGCAUAAAUGCUUUGGUUUUCCUUUCAUUGUGUGUUAUGUGAAUGGGAAGCCUGAGGUCUUCUUUGGUUCUGACAGAUUUGAGCUCAUGGCUCAUUGCAUCGGGGAGAAGUGGGUGGGGCCUCAGCCUGCCAACCCCAGAGCCAAAAUGUGAUAGAUGCUCUUCUAUAUUUCUAAUUAAAAUUUUUAAAUGGUGUAAAUUCAUAACGCUCUUACAAUAUAAACAUACUGAAUACAAAAGAGAGGGGGAAAAAGCAUUGGGAGACAGAAAUAAUAACAUUUGUCUUUAUACUAUACUGUUCAAAAGUUGUUGUUUUUUUGUGCUCACCAAGGCUGCAUUAAUUGAAUUAAAAAUACUGUAAAAACUGUAA
Messenger RNA from Carassius auratus (goldfish), 1331 nucleotides. Its product is annotated as glutathione S-transferase kappa 1-like. Gene Ontology annotation, cellular component: mitochondrion; peroxisome. Gene Ontology annotation, biological process: glutathione metabolic process. Gene Ontology annotation, molecular function: glutathione transferase activity; glutathione peroxidase activity. The transcript has 8 exons. The record is from RefSeq and is a predicted model, not a curated record. The coding region runs from base 425 to 1114 and encodes 229 amino acids. NCBI's taxonomy places the organism in Eukaryota, Metazoa, Chordata, Actinopteri, Cypriniformes, Cyprinidae.